This is a messenger RNA of Coregonus clupeaformis (lake whitefish), 3557 nucleotides long. RefSeq names its product dnaJ homolog subfamily C member 14-like. The transcript has 7 exons. Bases 561 to 2693 code for a protein of 710 amino acids. The record is from RefSeq and is a predicted model, not a curated record. Lineage: Eukaryota; Metazoa; Chordata; Actinopteri; Salmoniformes; Salmonidae. Gene Ontology annotation, molecular function: dopamine receptor binding.
GUGAAAAAUAGUAAGACAAACAACAAGGACAGCGUUAGCCAAGAACAAAAUAAGGGAAAAUAAAUAAUAUUUGAAUUAGGAGAAAGAACACACUAGUAAUACAGGUUAAGAAUAGUUUGCAUUCACAAUUAAAUAAAAAUUUCUUUCAACGAGAAGAAUUGAUCAGUUUGCCACAUUUGGUCAUUCCAUAGGAGCAACGCUAACGUUACAGCGCUCGAGCUAGCCAUCGAAAGGAAGGCUACAUUGUGUCAUCUAAUUUUGCCUUCCUUUUCUACGGAAGAGAAAAACAAGAACCAGAUACAAGAUGAGGCUAGUCGGGUCCAAGGAUUGUAACGAUUGAUCCUUCAUUCAAUGUCAUAAUGUCUGCUAAGUGUCUGCAUUGGGUAGGGUACCUAGGACAAUGACGCCUGCCAUUCCAGUAUUAUUCAGCUGUCCUUAUCUGACUCUUCAGCCCUGCUGAGGUGUGGUGUCGGAGAAGGUGAGUGAGAAUGGAUCAAGGCCCCCGCCUGCCAUGAGAUUGGAUACUUUUUUGGAACUUUAAUCAAGAGACAGGGAGGAAGAUGGAGAAAGAGGUGGCUGAGAGGGAGGUGGAGAUGGAGGGAGAGACAUGGACUGUAGAGGCAACUGAGGAGAGUCCUGAGGAGAGUCCUGAAGAGCUGCCCUCAGGUGUUCCUCCCCUCCCAUCUUCAACCGCCAUGCCCAACCAGUGGGAAGUCAGAGGAGAUGAGGAGGAAACUCAACAACCAGUUCCCAAUAAGGACAUGACGGACUAUAUCAAAGUUACCCCUCAGGAUAUCCCAUCCCCAGUCAUCCAGGAGGACUCUGAAGAUGUAGAAGCAGAGGAUUGUGGGAUCGCAGAUGCCAAUGAGGACGAUGAGGUCUCUCUGAGACAGGAGGGGGUGGAGCAUGUGGAGAGAGAAGAAAAUGAGGAGACGGAGGGUGGAGAUGAAGAGGAGAGCGGAGGGAAGGAGCCACGCAUAAACGGGGAGUCAGGCUGGAGGAGCUCAGGGGCCGGAGGGAGGAGAGGCCGGUCCCGGAACAGCGGAGGAGGAGGGGGGGCAGUCUCGGAGCAUAACACCCAGGCUACAUCAUCAUCCUCGUCCACCUACCUCCCUAAAGGUUCCUUGUCGUCGGGCGGUGGUAGGCACAAGCAGGCCCGGAGGCGCAACCACCACCAUCAACAGGGCCGGGGCCGGCGGCGGACGGGCACCCAGCUGGCCUUGGCCUUCAGGGAGCUGCUGUCGGAGUCGCUCAGCCCCUGGUGCAUCUCCUGCAUCCACAUGGUGGUGGAGAUCAUCGUCACCGUGACCCACCGAUGCGGGGUGGCCGUGGAGGCCGGAGGGGUGGCCCUCUACGACCUGGGCUCACAGCUGCUCAACAAGGUCACGGACGUGCCGGGGAUGAAGGCGGACGCCCAACGCGUGCUGGAGAGGGUAAGGUGCGCCUGGGCGGUCCUGGUGGAUAAGAGCGUCCGGUUGGUGAAAUGGGUCCGGAAGGCCUCCCUGAACUGCUUCAGCUUCCUCUGUGCCGUGGUGCUGCUGGGGUUCCAGUGGGCCCGGUUCAUGCUGGUCCGGCUGGGCGGGGAGAGGGCCCAGCGGUGGUGGACGGCCAUGCAGGACUCCAGGGUAUGGAGGAGGGUGGCGUCGCUGGUGGAGAGGGUCAGUGGCUGGUUCAGGAGGAGAGCCACCCAGGUGCCCCCCUUCACCCCAGAGUCUCCCGGUGGAGCAGGCAGAUACCAGCCUGGGAAGGAGCUGGAGAGACUGCUAGCGCUGGCUCAAGUCCCUGAGGAGGAGCUGGACCCUUUUACAGUGCUGGGGGUGGAGGCCCACGCCACUGAAGCGGAGCUAAAAAGGGCCUACAGACAGCUGGCUGUCCAGGUCCAUCCAGACAAGAACAAGCACCCGCGCGCUGGGGAGGCCUUUAAGGUGCUGAGGGCUGCCUGGGACAUCGUCAGUAACCCUGAGACACGGAGGGAAUACGACCUGAAGCGCAUGGCGCAGACAGAACUUUCCAAGUCGAUGAAUGAGUUCCUCACCAAACUGCAGGACGACCUGAAGGAAGCUAUGAACACUAUGAUGUGCACCAAGUGUGAGGGCAAGCACAGGAGGUUUGAGAUGGACCGGGAGCCUGCGGAGGCGCGGUUCUGUGCAGAGUGUAAUAGACGCCACAGCGCCGAGGAGGGAGACCUGUGGGCCGAGUCCAGCAUGCUGGGCCUACGCAUCACAUACUUCGCCUGCAUGGAUGGCAAGGUCUACGACAUCACAGAGUGGGCCGGCUGCCAGAGGAUAGGAAUCUCUCCAGACACACACCGCGUGCCCUACCACAUCUCCUUCGGAUCCAAGAACAACGGCAGCUCCACGCAGCGCCACAGGACACCUCCAGGCCCAGAGCACCCUCCUCCAGGCCCGACCAACCCCGCUGACCUGCAAGACUUCUUCAACCGCAUCUUCCAGGGGGGACCUCCCCCCGAUAUCGCUGCCAACGGGGGUUUCUUCCCUUCAGGACCGCCCCCCCAUCACCCCUCUGCUGCUGGACCGGGACCUAGUGGACCUUUCUCCCCUCCUCCACCUCAGACUGGCUUCUUCAUGCCUCCUGGAGGGCCCCGGCCGGAGCCCAGCGAGACGUGGGCCGAGAGCGGAGGCAAACCUCCGCCCCGCAGGAAAAAGAAGGUCCGCAAGCCCUUCCAGAGGUGAGAGCGGCCAUUGUUGUGAUGCAUCAUCGUAGCAACACGGGGACACUCAACACGCGGCCAUGUCUUUAUCUCUUGCUUGUCUGUCAGAGAGCCCGGACCUCCUCCUACUGUACAUGAGUCGAAGGAUCACUCGAGCUCAGGAAGAUUCACACUGGUCAGGGCUACCACACAACUCAAUGACUGACAACACAGAGGUCCCAAGCCAGAGAUGAGACUGGACCAUGUAAAAGAAGAAGAAACUAACUCCGAGUUGAAGUAUAUUUGGGGUUAGGAGGUGGCAGUCUUUUUGCUUCUCCCUCUUUCAUUUGUUUUCUUCUUGCGUGAAACAGCUGUAGCCAUGCCACUGAAAUCACAAGCCUAUUGCUUAUAAUGCAGACACAUUUCCUUAGGUCUUACUUUCCUGCACAAUCCUGCAUACACGAUUGCAUCAUUACAUGCCAUUGGACACUUUAGUUCUUGACACUUUUGUGAUAAAUGUUUUGGCAUAUGGUAAUCUAAUCUUGAUUCAUUUCUGGAUCGAACUGCUCAAGCUGAAUCCUGGGAGAAGACUGUCUCCAGAGAGAGGGCUGCUCUGCCCGUUACUGCUUGUACAUACCCUUCCUUCUGCCUGUUGCCUUCUUUGAUAAAUUGUUAGGUUAUCAUUUGAACAACUGCUUUUCUGCCAUUUUUAUUGCUUUGAAUGAAGUUAGAGUGAAAGUUUGUCACUAAUUUAUAUUGGAAAGUAAGUUUGUGGGGAAUGCUUUUCCACCUGAAUUAGAGUGAACGUUUGCUCCCUGCCAAACAUAGAUACGUUACAAAAGUAUGUGGACACCUGCUCGUUACAUCUUAUUCCAAAAUCAUGGGCAUUUAAAUGGAGUUGGUCUGC